AUGGAUAACUCUAAAUGGCUGCUUGGUAAUGGGAGAUUGAUUAAGUUCUGGGAAGAUGCUUGGUGUGGGGAACCUCUGCAUGAAACCCUUAACGUUAAUCAAGACAUAUAUAGAGAAUAUCCUCAGUUUGUUCAUGACUACAUUCAAAACUUCAGAUGGCAUAUACCUCAAACAAUUCUGGUUCAUUACCCUGCGCUGAAGUUGCUUGCUGAGAAAGUUACUAUUCCAAUGGAGGACAAAGAAGACAAACUGAUUUGGAAUCACAACUCUAAUGGAGACUUGAUGAUGCGUGACUCAUAUGCCUUCAAGAACCAACCUGUAAAUACUCAUAACUGGGCCAAACUCAUCUGGAGCAAAGAUAUACCACCAUCAAAAUCCAUCCUUACUUGGAGACUAAUUCAUGAUAAAGUUCCAACAGAUGAAAAACUCCAGCAAAGAGGAUGCCAACUCCCAUCAAUGUGCUCAUUAUGUGGUACUCAUGUCGAAACAUCUUUUCAUCUUUUCUUUGAAUGUUGCUUUGCUUUUAGAAUCUGGUGUUGGUUUGCAUCUGUUCUUGAUUCAUCGCUUCAUUUUCAAUCCAUUCCUGACAUUUGGUCUGUGUGUGACAGAGGGUGGUCCCCUCAAUGUAAAGUAGUGAAUCAGGCCACUAUAGUCAAUAUAAUAUCCACCAUCUGGUAUAAUAGAAACCAACGCAGGUUUCACAAUAGAUCACCUCACUGGCAGCUAGCAAUCAAUAACAUUAUAACUGCUGUGAACCUAUCUGGAAACUACACCAACAAAUCUUCUAAUUCUUCAGUUAGGGACCUCAUCAUAUUAAAGAAAUUCAAUGUUUUGGUUCAUCCCCCAAAACCAACUUGCAUUAAGGAGAUUAUCUAG
This is a messenger RNA of Medicago truncatula (barrel medic), 876 nucleotides long. RefSeq lists its product as uncharacterized. The record is from RefSeq and is a predicted model, not a curated record. NCBI's taxonomy places the organism in Eukaryota, Viridiplantae, Streptophyta, Magnoliopsida, Fabales, Fabaceae. The coding region runs from base 1 to 876 and encodes 291 amino acids. The transcript has a single exon.